Molecule: messenger RNA, 890 nt
Organism: Sphaerodactylus townsendi
Lineage: Eukaryota; Metazoa; Chordata; Lepidosauria; Squamata; Sphaerodactylidae
Gene: VAT1
Product: vesicle amine transport 1
Molecular function (GO): zinc ion binding; oxidoreductase activity
Source: RefSeq, a predicted model, not a curated record
GCCGCCUCCUCCUCGUCGCCCUCCUGCCUGCCUGCCUGCCUGCCGGCCUCGCCAGCUGUUGCGCGCCUCUCCCGCCGCCGCCGCCGCCUCCUCCUCCCCCCGCACGGCAGCACCGGCGCUCAUGUCUGCGGAAGGCGCGGCCGGGGGCGACGCCGCCUCCCCCCCUCCCGGCCCGACGGCCGCCGCCGCGCCCCCUUCCCCUCCAGGCGGCGAGCAGCCGGAGGCGUCGGGGGCCGUCGAGGAGGCCGGGCCCGGGCCCGGGCCGGAGGGGCGUCGGUGCCGGGCGCUGGUGCUGACGGGCUUCGGCGGCUACGAGAAGGUGAAGGUGCAGGCGCGGGCCCAGCCCAGCGCGGCGGCCGGCCAGGUGAGCGUGCAGGUGCGCGCCUGCGGCCUCAACUUCGCCGACCUGCUGGCCCGCCAGGGCCUCUACGACCGCCUGCCCGCCCCGCCCUUCUGCCCCGGCAUGGAGGCCGCCGGCACCGUCCUGGCCGUCGGGGAGGGCGUCGACAGCCCCAAGAUAGGGGAUAGAGUCAUGGUGAUGGCCACCUCCGGGCUCUGGCAGGAAGUGGUGACCGUUCCAGCCCACCGGACGUUCCCCAUGCCAGAAGGGAUGAGCUUCGAAGAAGCAGCCGCCUUCCUGGUCAAUUAUAUCACAGCCUACAUGGUCCUCUUUGACUUUGGAAAUUUGCGACCCAACCAGAGCGUCCUGGUCCACAUGGCGGCAGGUGGGGUAGGAACUGCAGCGGUCCAACUCUGCAACUGUGGAAAAUGUCACAAUUUUUGGCACCGCCUCUGCCUCCAAGCACGACGGUCUCAGGGAGAACGGAGUCACCCAUCCCAUCGAUUACCGGACAACUGAUUAUGUGGAGGAAGUCCGAAAAAUCUCUCCA